AUGGCUCUAACAAAGCUUCAGUGCAUCACGGGAGGAGUCCAAGUAGAAAGUACAGAAGUCAACAAAUAUGAAGUGUGUUCAGAAGGGUACUGCAUUCUCCGAGAAAAACCAUUUGCGACUGAGAAGCUGUUAUUUCCUCCAGAAGUUACCAUUCACAGAUAUAUGGUGCAGUGGAAAACUUUGGACAAGGGUCGUGUCAAUGUUGUGAAGCUAUCAUGCCCUCCAGCGCCAUUCUGUCAAAUGAUACAGUGUUGGUUCUGUACAGCUACAAUGUUCAACCCUGAGUGCAACCCAGAAGCAGCACUAAUAGCCUUCAUGAUCGUGCUGUACAUUAUCAUCGCAGUAAUUUACACGCUUUGCUACGUACCGGUAGUCAUUGGCAAACCUUGUCGAGUAGGAUAUCACAUCCUCCAGCGAGCAGUACGCUGUGGCGGCCACCUCUUGCUCAGGGCUCUCAAAGGAAUAAGUCGCCGAAGGAGAGAGUACGAAAGACCAGACGUUCAAGCACUGAUUAAUGCCCCUCUACUUGCGAUCGUCUUUGCCAUUUCCAUAACAGGAGCAUUGACCUGUCAAGACGUCGAUAUUUUCACCUUGACAACCAAGGUUUGCUCGAGAAACUCACCGACGGAAGGCAAAUGUUUCAAAAAUGUGACCAAACAUGAUCAAAUUAAACACCUUCAAUCAGGAACGUGCAUUCGGGUGGUAAAAAAUGAGACGACACUUCGGAAAUAUCGUUUCCUCUGGAGAGGUUUGCAUCUAGAAUGCCAAAAAGAAUACGAUAACGUUCACGAGAAACACAAUCCAGAAAGUUGCGAUUCAAAACGAUGUGCUCAUACGGGAAGCUGCAAAGGAAGUAAAUGCGAGCAGUUCAAUAAAACAUCGCUUAUUCCUGAACUCGCCCCUGGAAACAAGUACACAGGGAUAACUAGGUGUGUGGAAAGCUGUGGAGGCCCAGGGUGCGGCUGCUUCUACUUAAGCAGUGGCUGUCUCUUCUACAGAAUUUUUCACGUACCGGACGAUGACGCAGUCUACGAAAUUUUUCGAUGUUUGUCAUGGAAAGAAGCUGUGGAACUUCAAAUUCAGUCAGAGGACGACAAAGGAAAACAGGUAGAGAAAACAGUGUUCUUACAGCCGACAGUACCUGUCAAACAUGGGAAGUUAAGGCUCACGUUGAGCUCGCUGACUGUCCCCCCAGUUCCACUUUUGAACACUUACUUCAUCACCAAUGGAGAAGAAACAGCAAUUUGGAAUGGACGUCAUCCCCUGCUGUUGGAAUGCGAAUCUUCUCAUCAUGCAAAAAAUAUGAAUUGCUCCGUGAUACACAACUGCAUAUGUCAACCAGCAGAGCUACGAAUCCUAUGCAACUGCAUGGACAUGAAUCUCACGGCGCUGUUCGAAAAACAGCUCGAAAACCGUUUACCGGUACGACAUCCUUGGGUGUUUUUCGACAAGUCCAGGCGAGACCCUAGCUCUGUCAGCGCACUCAUACCAACCUUGGUUACGGCAGAACUCUUAGUCACAGUUAAAGAAGAUAUCAACAUGAUCACUAAGGAAGUAUCAAACAUGACCUGCACAAUAGGUAACGCGAUGGCUCAAGGAUGUUAUCGCUGUGGACAAGGAGCAGUUUCCGAAGUGACAUGUUUCAGUAACCACGGCGCAACUCGAGCGGAAAUACAUUGCGCAGAUCUCCAUUUCUCAGUUCCAUGCUCGCAAGAUGGAGAAAAAUCCGAAAUACGCUUCUCAUACAAUAGCGCGAGAGUGCUUUUGAGAUGCAUAUCGUUGUGCGGUUCAACACCCACGCAUUUUGAAAUCACAGGCAUCCUCAAGUGGACCAGAACAAUAGAGGCAUCUGUUAAGCGAAUAAUAAAAGGAGAAACCUCUAUUGAGAACGAAAUGGAAUUUCCAGACUUCGGCCAUAUUUUUGACACAAUAUUGUCUGGAUACAGAACGAUGGCAAUCACAGCAGGUUGCUUCCUCAUGGCCAUAGCCGUAGGGUACAUUUUCCUAUGGACGUGUGGCGUGAAAAUCCUGUCAAUGAUCGCCCACCUAUUCAUCAGAAUAACAAGAUUUCAGUUACAGUUGCUCAAACUAAUACUUGGAGGACUAAUCAAAAUAUGCAGAAACUUCUUUCAAAGGAACCCACAAAGGAGUCACGCGAAGCAAAUGUAG
Cooperia oncophora is the source of this 2169-nucleotide messenger RNA. NCBI's taxonomy places the organism in Eukaryota, Metazoa, Nematoda, Chromadorea, Rhabditida, Trichostrongylidae. The record is from the annotation of a GenBank genome assembly.